Plasmodium berghei ANKA is the source of this 1674-nucleotide messenger RNA. Its product is annotated as conserved Plasmodium protein, unknown function. NCBI's taxonomy places the organism in Eukaryota, Apicomplexa, Aconoidasida, Haemosporida, Plasmodiidae. The transcript has a single exon. The coding region runs from base 1 to 1674 and encodes 557 amino acids. The record is from RefSeq and is a predicted model, not a curated record.
AUGUAUCUUUGCUUCAUCAAUUUUAGUUGUAAAAAAAUACCUAGGAAAAAAUUAUAUAAAUAUUGUGAUGAACAAACAUAUAUAAACAAAUUGACACAUUUAUACAUAUACCAUUACUUAGGAUCAAAUAUAGUAAACACAAAAAAAAACAUAUGCAGUGAAAACAUAAACAAAUAUGUAGGAAAAAUAUCAAACCAUUUAAAAACUAACAAAAAUAAUUCAAACUUAGUUUAUUCCUUACAAAACAUUUGGGAUAUAUUUAUAUUUAACUACUUUGAAUUUAGUUAUAAUUAUAAAUUAGUUUUUCUCCAUAAUAUAUUUUAUACGAUAAAUAAAAACGAAAAUCACCCAACAUCUUUAAACGACAAAAGAUAUCAAAAAAAAAAAAAAGAAAUUUUAAAUAAUAUAUCUAAAAUAUUAUUAACCUAUGAUCUAUUAUACAUAUUCCAAAUACGAAAUUUAUAUGUAAAAAGGUUUAUCCAAAUAAAUAAAGAUAAUAAAAGUAGUUACCAUCAUUUACUAAAAAAAGAAAGCAAUCAAAAUUAUUCACUUGUUUUAUUUCAUAAAAAAACAUUUAUCGAGCAUUUAGUAGAAUCGGCAAAAAAUGUCAAGGAUUUAUCUAUUCUUAUUUCAAUUAUAAGAAAUAUAUUUUCUAUAUAUCAUAAAUUUGAUUCCACUGGACUGUUAGACAAUAUAUUAAAAAGGUUUUAUUUAUUUUUUAAAAAUAUAUCCAUAAUAGAAAACACAGAUCAAAACAAAUACUUAUAUAAUAAUACACACACAACUAUACACAUAAGCAAACAGAAAAAAAUAGAACAUACUAAAAAUAUAAAAUUACGAGAUAUUAUUUAUUCAUUUUAUCAACUUAUUAAUCUUAAAAAUAAAAAGAAAUACCAAUUCGUUUUUUUAAAAGUUCUUUCAAUAGCUAAUCAAAACUACAAGUGUAUUUAUGAUAAUUCUGUAAAAAAUAGUUUAAGUCAAACUAAUAAAUUAUUAAUAACCCAAGAAAUAAACAAGCAAACUGACAUUACCAAUUUAUUUCUGUCAAAUAAAGAUAUUGAACAGUUAUUUUUUUUAAUGACCAAUAACUGUUAUGUUAAAUACUAUUUUGCUCCUCUCUUAGUUUCACAAUUUCAUUUGAAGCUUUUUUUCUCAAAAAAUUUACAAUCUGUUUUAUAUACGCAUAAAUUAUUUACAAAAAACUAUAAGAAUAUAAGCAUAACGUUUCCUAUUUAUUUUUUUCAGCUUAAUACUUUAUCCUAUACCAAAUUUUUAAAUCAAAUAAGUUUAAAAAAUAAUUUCCACACUUUUUAUCAAGCUAUAUGUAUUAAAUACUUAUUAAAAAAAAAAAAUUAUGAAAACCCUAAUUCUUUAAAUGAGACAUGUGGAAUUGUUAAUUAUCCUUAUAUAAACUACAUUAUAUUCUAUAAAAAUAUCAUAAAUAAAAUAAUUGAACAAUCUUUUAAUGAUUAUAUAUCCAAAUUAGAACAAAAAGAAAAAUUGAAUUACAAAAAUAUCAAAGUAAUUAUGAAUAAUUCAUAUUUUAAAUAUUCAGAAAACUUUAUUUAUAAUUUUUCACAAAAUAAGUUUUUUUACUUAAUUUAUCUCAAACAAAUAAUUAAAAAAAAUAUGUACAAUAAGAAGAAAUAUAUAUAUAAUUUGUUUUAUAAUUAA